Cooperia oncophora is the source of this 1515-nucleotide messenger RNA. The record is from the annotation of a GenBank genome assembly. NCBI's taxonomy places the organism in Eukaryota, Metazoa, Nematoda, Chromadorea, Rhabditida, Trichostrongylidae.
UUGGUCGGUUCGUUCGGUCCUCCUGCCUCGCAAGUCGAAGGCCUGCGCACAGUUCUCAAAGGGAUUGUGUACCGGGUGCGACGUAUCGAUGGACGAUUACCUCUGAAAGCGCUAGCAGGCUACCACCGAGUCAAUCGCCUACUUCGUAGUGUUGAACGACAGCGGACCCAUCUGAGCAAGUCUGAACUUUCGGCUGCGUUUGAUCUUGAAAUGGGACGAUGGCUGGAUCAGCUGGCUGAUGAAGACUUUGAGCGCGCCUACACAGCCUUACGUGGUCGAUACCUUUGUGAUGUUGGAAAGCCCGAGAAAGACGAGAAACCGAAAAGAGAUCGUAGAAGGGAGGCCAGAUUCGUGAAUCGGGACACCAACCUGGAAUAUAUCGACUCAGAUUUCCGGGUUGGCAGCUAUGACCCAGAUGAAGUUUGGCCUCUGGGAAAAGCGAAUGAGAAGGAUGAUGCGGUGCGGUGUGUCUGUGGAUCCUUGGAAGAAGACGGCGAAAUGACGCAAUGCGAUACCUGCAACUUCUGGCUACAUAGCGAGUGUCUCGAUACACGGGAUGUCGACCAAGAAACUGAGUACAAAUGUCAGUUCUGUCGCGGUGUGAUAUCAGGUGGACGUCCAUGCAGCGAUGUGAUCCUUGCAAAACAGCCUGAUAUACGGUUAUAUGGUUGCAGUUACUACAAGGCUCUCACCAACAAUCGUUCAAUUCAAGUACGACUCAAUGAGACCGUGCACGUCCAGCGAUCCAUCAAAGAUGAUCAUAAGAAGAUCCUCAAAAAGUUGAUGGAAGUGGAUGAAAAGAGAAAGAAAAGUGAUGUCGGUGAAGAGAAGUUCGACGACAUUCCGCUAGCGGCACAAGAUCGUCUUCCUCCAGCAACGUUUCAUCGAAAGGAUCUGCGGGUGUUCCGAGUGGAGCGACUUUUCUCUGCACCGGGUGGCCAUCGUUUAGGGUUCGGUUUCUAUUAUGCUCGACCCCAUGAGACGUUUUGCGAUUCGCAGCGGAUAUUUCACAGGAACGAGGUAUUUGCUACUCCUCUGUAUGACACGCUUCCUCUUGAUGCCGUAGUGGGACGGUGCGCUGUGCUGGACCCCUCAGUUUGGUGCACUGGCAGGCCGACUGUUCCGAAGUUCAAGGAAGAGGACGUCUACCUUUGCGAAUAUCAAAUAGAUCGCAAUCAGCGGAGUUUCGAGAAGAUUCCGAGCAAAAAUCGAUAUCCGAUCAAUACACAGCCCUAUGUGUUCCGAAAGUUUGACGAGCCCGUCACCAUAAAAAGAGAUUUCACGCCGUUCAUCGUGGAUUCAUCUUUAUCGUCAUCAAAAUCGUCACCUAAAGUUGACAAAGAUGCUAGCGAUGCACUUCAUGUGAGACGAUUUAUGAUGGAUAAUCUCUGUGCUGUUGUGGAAAAGCUGAAAUCUCGAUCUAAAGUAGCCGAGCCAAAUGCCCAAGCAGGGGAAGAGAAGAAGCGAAGGCGUCCGCGUAAGCUGUGUCGAACGACUAAACCCUCGGACGAAUAG